This is a messenger RNA of Cydia splendana, 1413 nucleotides long. Its product is annotated as carboxypeptidase B-like. Lineage: Eukaryota; Metazoa; Arthropoda; Insecta; Lepidoptera; Tortricidae. Gene Ontology annotation, biological process: proteolysis. The transcript is spliced from 7 exons. The record is from RefSeq and is a predicted model, not a curated record. Gene Ontology annotation, molecular function: zinc ion binding; metallocarboxypeptidase activity. Bases 20 to 1333 code for a protein of 437 amino acids.
GAAGAUAUGGCACAUUCUUAUGUGGCUUGCCAAGAAGAUGCCGGUCUUUCGAGAAUUUUUCAUUUUGAGUGCUAUUAUUGUUUCCUUGGCUAAUGCUGGGAAACAUGACAUCUACUCUGGCUUCACAGUCCACGGAGUCAAGCUCAUGUCUCCGUCCCACGCGGAGCUCCUCCACGACCUUGAGGUUUCCCUGGACGUGGACGUCUGGCAGCAUGGCGCCGUAGCCCUGAGCGACGCUCUGGUGAUGGUGUCCCCUCAGAACAAGGAACAGUUCCUUGAAGAGUUGGAGAAGAAUGGCGUAGAACAUUAUUUGCACUUAGAAGAUGUUGCUAAGGCUUUCGAAGAGCACGACGCCGAGAUAUCGCGUUAUCAGCAGACCAGGACCAAUAGGAUGGUUUUUGAAUCAUACCCUCGGUAUGCUGAGAUAGAUGCGUAUUUGGAAAGAAUCGCGGCGGCGUACCCUGAUAUUGUGACUCUAGUCAACGCUGGGACCAGCUGGGAAGGUCGUGCCAUUAAGUAUCUGAAGAUCUCGACAACAAACUUCGCGGACACCUCCAAGCCCAUCUACUAUAUGGACGCCAUGAUCCACGCCCGUGAAUGGGUAACCACCCCCGUGGCGCUGUACAGCAUCCACCGCCUGGUCGAGGAUCUUCAAGAACAGGACAGAGACCUGCUGGAGAACGUUGACUGGAUCAUUCAUCCGCUCGUUAAUCCUGAUGGCUAUGAAUACACGCAUACUGAUGUUCGCCUCUGGCGCCGCACUCGCUCCUUCUAUCCCGAAGUCAGCGAAACUUGCUACGGUGUUGACGCUAACCGCAAUUUCAACGUCUCUUUCAACACCGUUGGCGUUUCCGACUACCCCUGCUCCGACGUCUACCCUGGCCACUUAGCCUUCUCCGAACCAGAAACCGAAAUCGUUAGAGAUAUCCUACACGAACAUGUAGACAGAAUACAACUGUAUAUGAACAUUCAUAGCCAUGGGAACUGGGUGCUGUAUGGAUUCGGCACAGGAGAUUUGCCCUCAAACGUGGCGCAUAUCCACCAUGUUGGGGCGACUAUGGGAGCUGUAAUGGAUGCUGUCAAACUGCCGGAAGCUUCGUUUUAUUUGGUUGGAAACAGUGCCUUAAUUCUUUACGCUACGUCUGGAAGUGCUCAGGAUUAUGGACAGUACAUUGGCAUCCCAUUCUCCUACACCCUGGAGCUGCCGGGCUACGGGAUGGACUUCCGCGUGCCGCCGCAGUACAUCGACCACAUCAACGAGGAGACCUGGAGGGGCAUUGCGACCACUGCUCGUCUUGCCAGGUCUUACUACGUCGCUCGCAACGCCAACUAAUAUUCAAUUGCCUAAAUGUAAAAUGAUUUUUGUUUUAUAAUAAAAACCUUCACAUGAUAUAAUAUAUCUUUAGGUGUAAU